AUGCCCCUUCGCCGCCUCCUUGAGCUUCCUAUCGACAUUUUGUAUCAGACGCUCCAAUGGCUCUCACCACGAGACGCCGUCGAGCUUUCCGCCGCACUCCCUGAAUUCCAUGUUUUCCUGUCGAGUCCUGAAGCCAACACCGUGUGGAUCAAGCUUCUUCGCGCGGAGAACGCUCCUCAACACCCGAAUGGAUUUCCCUACCUCAAAUGGGCGGACUUGCUCUUCGGAGCGCUCAUCUGCGAAAGCUGUGGAAAGGGAGACACAUUACCGAAUUUCUGCUUAAUGCGGAGGAUAUGUCAAGACUGCUUGGAUAAACCGCACAACAUCGUGAUAUCUAGGGAGCCGAUAGCCAAGGACAAAGGACCUCAAAGUCCACUACGGGAUAUGGUGUUCAACUAUACCAGCAAACAUUAUGGUAGUGGCUCAGGCCCAACCGUCCGUAUAUACUGGAAGGCAGACUGGGAGGAAAUUAAACGCAGCUUUGAACAAUUCAAGGCGAAUAUCGCCGGGGAUGACGUAGAGACAAAGGACACACUUGGGAAGUUUAUUGAGGAGAGGAAAGCACUCGUACUCCUCGUUUCGAAGAAAGCAGCGGAUAUGCAGCCCUGGAUAAACGAAUUGUCGCGCAAGAAUGCCGCCGAUAAAGUUGAACAGAAACUGAUGUUUGCGAAACUUAUAAGGUCGCGAUGUCUUGAUGCUGGGUACGACCCACGCGAUGUGCAGAGCGUCGCCCUGAAGCUUGUAGCAUUGGCCACACCCAAGAAGCAGUUCACCGACGCAGAUUGGUCUGCACUCCUCCCCCGGAUCACUCAGACCCUCGCAUUCGCGAAAUCCCGGCGUCUCGAGCGCGAGCGCGCCGAGAUAAUCAUUUCUCGGCGUAGCGCUAUCGCCAGGUUGUACCUUUCCAUCGCGAAAGAGCUGCCUGCUGAACAGUGGGCGGCGUUACCUGGUGCAGAGUACGUUAUGGGGGUGGGCGUUUUUAAGGAGUUGAUCAAUGAUAAAUUCAUUGACGGCGGCAGUGGAGAGAUGGGGAAGGAGGAGUUUGAUAUCGACCAUCCCAAGUUUGCCCAUUUGAAGCUGAGAGAGAGGAUGAGGAGCGAGAUCGAGGGCUGGGGAUUGAGGAGGCGGCAGAGGUUGUUAAAGGUCUUACGUGCCGGUGUUAACGAGGAGGCAAAGAAUCAAAACCAUGCGAAAGAAGAGCAUGGGGAGAAUGAGAACCAAGUAUCGACAAAGGACGACGACAGGGAGACGGGGAAGACCCCACGCUCUGUAGACGAGCUCAAAAAGGAUACACCGCCUCGAGCUGAGAUACAGCUCGAAGACCUCGAUCUUGCUACCACGGUCUUAGAGCUUCCUCCACCCUCCACGUCUCUUUCGUCCUCGCCGUCCUCGCCAUCCUCCCCCACACUCCCAUUUCCCAUUUCCCGCCCUCCCUCGUCUUCAAGGUCAGUCGCAACGUUGAUCCCGACCCCGAGGUCGUCAAAGUCAAGGAGGGUGUGUAUAUCUUGGGCGGAUGUUGUGCCUGUAUUGCGCCGUGAUGGCGACGGUCUCCUUCGUAGCGGGCUUCAAUGGAGCUCGAGGGGCUCUGGGGCCGUUAGGGCACUUAUCGCAUUGAUCAAUACAGGCUUGGGUGGGGAGCCGGCUCUUAGAGUGGAGACGGCGCAACCAAAGGAUUUGGAUCGGGUCGAUGCGAGGAUUCAGUGUAUGGAUUGCCGUGAGCACACAGCGGGAGCGGCUAUGACUUGGCGUGAAUGCGUCCAUCACUUCAUCGAAGCUACCACUCACGGCCAUCCCAACUUCUAUAUUCUUUCUCCCUCGGAUUCUACUGCCGUCAAACAACGCGAGGACUCGGUAGCGUUAGCGAAGACGUUUUUGUAUACAUGCAAUCGAUGCACGCACUUCUUCCCUCAAUUCGUGCAGAAAGAGUUGGUUAUAGAGCAUCUCCAAACGAAGCAUGGAACUGCUUCAUCAGUUGUUGGUGUUGAUGUCGUGACACAGUAUGAUGAGAUACGCCCCAAGGACGCGAUUGUUAUGCACACGCUUUCCCAGGAGGCAUUCAGUACCUGCACCUCCGAGCCCACUGCUUGA
Pleurotus ostreatus (oyster mushroom) is the source of this 2088-nucleotide messenger RNA. RefSeq lists its product as uncharacterized. Lineage: Eukaryota; Fungi; Basidiomycota; Agaricomycetes; Agaricales; Pleurotaceae. The record is from RefSeq and is a predicted model, not a curated record. The transcript is spliced from 10 exons. Bases 1 to 2088 code for a protein of 695 amino acids. Gene Ontology annotation, molecular function: protein binding.